AUGGCCGAAGUGAACGCCGUCCAUGACGCCAGUCGCAAGCGCAAGCGCCGCAAGAACCGCAAGAACAAGCAGCAGCCGCUGCUGCAAGGCCACUACGUCGAUCCGCGAUCGCCUAUUGCCUCGACGCCCAUGAAGCGCCAGCGCACGAAGGCGGCAGAAACCAAUACUUCACAGCAAGCACCACCACCUUCAGAUGCCAGCAAUUUGGAUGGUGCCAAGUUCAAAGAGAAGGAAAAGCUCUUCUCCCCGCGAAAACUAUUGGCGGAAUAUGAUGAAGCUUACGAGGAGAAACAGCCGGGGGCGGUCAAAGCACGGACCAAGUUGAACUAUGACUUGGUGACCGUCUCAGAUGACGAGCUGGAGCAGAAACACGUGAAAGAGGGGGAGCCAGAUGGGAGCAAGGACGGGUUGUUCUCGCCCGCGCUCAAGCCUCCGCGGACGUCGCGGUCCACUAGUGCGUCUCCGCCGAGGGCUCAAGGCCGACUGGAUGUUAAGCUUCGACUUGAAAGUGUGCAGCCGGACGACCAAGCAGAGCACAGCGUUGUGCUGGCUACUGAAGUUUUUGAUGCCGAUGUGGUGAAUGAAGAGGAGCAUGAGGAGGAGGACGGCACGAUGAUGGAGCAUGAGUUUAACCCGUUUUACUUCAUGAAGACACUGCCGAAGUAUGAGGACAUCACGGAAGGCAAAAGACCCGUUUCUUUGCCGGAGAGGUCACGCAACGCACCAAAAAUCUGCUUGGUCUUAGAUUUAGACGAGACUCUCGUACACUGCAGCGUGGAUGAAGUCAAGGAUCCACACAUGCAGUUUCCGGUCACAUUUAAUGGUGUAGAGUAUACAGUCAAUGUGAAGAAGCGUCCGCAUAUGGAGUACUUUCUGAAAUGCGCGUCCAAGCUCUUUGAGAUCGUCGUAUUCACCGCGUCUCACCAGGUGUAUGCGGAGAAGCUCAUGAACAUGCUUGACCCGCACCGCAACCUGAUCAAGUACCGACUCUAUCGAGACGACUGUUUGGAUGUCUUUGGGAACUACCUCAAGGACCUGAAUGUCCUCGGGCGAGAUCUAUCAAAGGUCGUUUUGGUGGACAAUUCCCCCCACGCAUUCGGAUAUCAGGUGAACAAUGGUGUCCCCAUCGAGACGUGGUACGACGACGAAGCGGAUGCCGAGCUACUGAAUCUGCUACCAUUCCUGGAGAGCCUCGUCGAUGUCGAUGAUGUGCGACCCAUUGUGGAGCAACAAUUUCAAAUCCAGAAGCUGAUUGACGCCACGCCCGACGGGAUCAGCUAG
Messenger RNA from Peronospora matthiolae, 1281 nucleotides. Lineage: Eukaryota; Oomycota; Peronosporomycetes; Peronosporales; Peronosporaceae. The record is from the annotation of a GenBank genome assembly.